Entelurus aequoreus (snake pipefish) is the source of this 17093-nucleotide messenger RNA. It is a transcript of the gene znf628, whose product is annotated as zinc finger protein 628. The coding region runs from base 13492 to 16887 and encodes 1131 amino acids. The transcript is spliced from 7 exons. Lineage: Eukaryota; Metazoa; Chordata; Actinopteri; Syngnathiformes; Syngnathidae. Gene Ontology annotation, biological process: regulation of transcription by RNA polymerase II. Gene Ontology annotation, cellular component: nucleus. Gene Ontology annotation, molecular function: RNA polymerase II cis-regulatory region sequence-specific DNA binding; DNA-binding transcription factor activity, RNA polymerase II-specific. The record is from RefSeq and is a predicted model, not a curated record.
AGCUGACCCAUCUUAUUGCCUUGACCCCCAGUACUUAUCCCUCCUCCUCAGCCACAACCAGAAGCUUCCCUUUUCUGCUUCCUCAGCAAGGGCCUUAGUUUCCCUUUGGAGCUUUGCCCCAGUCGUUCCCACAUCUCGGAGCAGCUUUAUAGUUGAUGUACCGACGAAGCCCCGACAGCCUACUUCCACAGGGUAGAUGGUAGUGGACCAACCUGCCUCUCUGCACUCAGCAGCCAGAUCUGCAUACUUGGCUGCUUUGCGCUCGUAGGCUGCCUGGAUUCCCUCCUCCCAGGGGAUGGUGAGCUCAAUCAGUAUGGCAGCCUUGGUAACAGCAGACCACAGCACGAUGUCUGGGCGGAGUGAAGUGGUGGUGAUUUCACGGGGGAACUGGAGCUGUUUGCCGAUGUCAGCCCUCAUACUCCAGUCCCUUGCCAGAGAGAGGAAACUGCGGGGGCCUCGUCGGCUGGUGUCUCCUUUGCCUUCCCCUGGCCUCACAAACAUGACAGGAAGUUGCUUGGCUAUGGGCUGGCUGUUGGCCUCUUGUCUACUGCUCUCCAGGACUUCGGCCAGUUUCCUCAGGACUUGAUCAUGCCGCCAUCUGUAGCGACCCUGUGUCAGCGCGAUCUUGCAGCCUGAUAGCAAGUGCUGCAGGCUGGCGUUGGGAGCACCACACAGGGGACAGCUCUCCUCCUGGCCGAACCACUGGUGGAGGUUUCUGGGGCAUGGCAAGGUGUCAUAAGUUGCCCUGAGUAGGAAGCUGAGUCUGGCUUGUGGCAUCUUCCAUAGGUCGGCCCAGCUGAUGGGUCUGCUGAUGGUACCUUCCCAAGUGGUCCAUCUUCCUUGGCGACCUUGAGACACGGCCUUGAUAGUAUAUUGCUCCUGGUUUGCCCUUGAGACCUCCUCCACAACCAUGGCUCUGCGUUCCCUCUUUGUGGCCUUGGACCAGAGGCGUGGAGAAUCACCCCAGCCAAGCCCCGCUCUCCCCACUUGCACCCUGCCGACUAUCUCCUGGUGUUGGAGCCUGCCAAUGGCCUUGGCGACCUCUGGCCCUGCUUGCCACUUCCGGCCUGUUCGGGUAGGUACACAUGCAUUCCUCACUGUAGGAUCUGAAGAUUCUUCCAGCUCAAGAACCAGUCUGGCCUUCUCUUGCUUAUAGCCCAGGGUGAUGGACUGGAUCGGCAGAUGCAGCAAAGUUUCCCCAAAUAAGCCAGUGUCUGAGAAGCAACGCGGUAGGCCCAGCCACUUUCGGAUGUAGGAGUUGGCUAGUCUGUCCAACCCGUUGGCUGUUGAGGAUGGAAUCUCACAAAUCUUCAGUGGCCACAUAACCCUUUGGUACAGUGUGAAGUUGUAGCACCACAACUUGUACUUUCCGGGGAGCUGGCUCUUGUUAAUACUCGCUAGGCCUUCUGAGAGUUGUUUCCGUGCUGCCUUGCCUGCGUGCUUGUCCGACAGGUCCGCAUUGUACUGCCUCCCCAGGCUUUGGAUGGACUGGUUGACCAGUAGAGGGAUUUGCUCACCUCCUGCAACAAAGAUGGUUUUGUCGCUCCUGGUGCCUUUGCGCAAGGAGAGGCUUCGUGACUUGGAGGGUUUUAUCUUCAUCCGUGCCCAUGUCACUAGCUCAUCCAGCCUCUUCAGACAUCUUCUCGUGCAUGGGGCUGUUUGCAGCACCACAGUGACAUCGUCCAUGUAGCUUCGGAGUGGUGGAAGCCUCUGCCCUGUCUGCAGCCUCAUUCCUCCUACAGUCUGGCGGGCUCCGCGGAGGAUGAUUUCAAAAGCUGCGACAAAGAGGACUGGGGAGAUGGAACACCCCAUGGCGAUGCCUACUUCCAGACGCUGCCAACCUGUUGUAAAAUCCUGGAGGCUAAAACACAUCUGGAAGUCCCUGAAGUAGCUGCUUACCAGGUUGAUGAUGGAAACAGGGACGUGGAAGAACUCCAAUGCAAACUGGAUGAGUUUGUGCGGGACAGAACCAUAAGCGUUGGCCAGGUCAAGCCACACCACGUGGAGGUCGCUCUUCUCCUGCUUGGCCCUCUGGAUCUGUGCCCAAAUCAUUGAAGAAUGCUCCACGCAUCCUGGAAAACCUUGUACUCCUGCUUUCUGGCAGCUGGUGUCAAUAUAGCCAUUCUUUGUGAGGUAAGAGGUUAGUCUCUUGGCCAUGACUGCAAAGAAGAUCUUUCCCUCGACAUUCAACAGAGCAAUACUCCUGAAUUGACUGAUGUUAUGGGACUCCUGUUCCUUCGGAAUAAACACUGCCACAGCUCUCUGCCACUCCGACGGGAUGAGUAAAUUCUUCCAUGCUGUGCUCAUUAGCUUCCACAAGCAUUUCAGCACUUGGGGGCAGUUCUUGUAUAGCUUGUAGGGGAUUCCGUUAGGCCCAGGAGCUGAUGCUGACCUCGCUUUCUUGACGACUGCUCUUACCUCGCUCAGUCGAGGAGGGCAGCCGUCAAACUGCGUGGUUGGAGGAGGUGGAAGAGGGACGUAUCCUGGUGAACCUAACGGAUCAUUCCUCUUUGGGUCGCUGUAUUGGCCCCUGAUGUACUGCUCAAGCUCCUCCUUGGUGGCUUCCAGUUUCCCGCUUCUUUUCUCCUCCAGAAGCUGACGGGCGUGCUUGAAAGGAUUCCUCAUGAAGCUAGCUCUUUCUUUCUCCUUUCUUUUCCUGCGUCUGCGAAUACGUUCUGCUCUUCGCAUGCUGCCCAGCUUCUGUCUCACCUCAUCCCAUAACACCUUCAGGCCUUCUUUCUCCUCUGCCGAUGCUUUCCUCCAUCUCCUGCGGAGCUGGCGCCGAUCUUGCACCAGGGCGUCAAUCUCAGCCUCCCUCCUGCCCUUUCUUGGGGGUAGAUUGUGCUGCUUCUUGGUGAGGCUACCGAAUCUAGCUUUGCACUCCUCGUACAGGAUGUCCCCAAGAAGGUUGAGUUUCUUGUCCACUUUACCACGUAGCGAGUGCUCCAGCACUAGACUGAGGUCUGAGUCCAGUUCCUGCCAUGUCUUCACAUCACUUGCUCUAGGCCACUUGAUGGUGCACUUUCUUCCUGGUUCCCUCUUUUCUGUUUGCUGGGUGACUGGGGGGCUGGCAGGUCUAUUUUCAGCAUGCUCACAUGCCAGGGGGCUACUGCUCCGCUCAGGGGGUUCUUCCUCUACCAACCGCAUAUCAACAAUGUUUGGACCCUCGGCUCUGUGGUUCUCUCCCCGGCUGGGGGUCCUGCUUGUCUUAUCUGCCAGAGCAGUGCAAGGAUGUUGUAUGCCUUUUCUCUCGCUCUCCUUUCUGUUCCUCCCCUGAUGGAUCCGUAAGCCCCUGUAUGUGGUCACUUUCCCCCAUCCACACCUGCACAAUCGGAAGGUCCUUAUCUCGUUGUCGAUGUCCGUUCCAGUCGUUUCCGAAUAGUCAGUCCUGUUAGGCCCAUCUUCCACCCCGCCUCUCGGAGGGCCUUCGGGUUGUUUUUUCUUAUUCGUUUUCGUAGUUAUAGGUUGGGUGUCUCCUGGCUAGGAGACUAGUGGGUUGGGUAACUAGCCGCCCACUCCCAGUACAGACUUUCCUGCUGUCAUCCAGACUUUCCUGGAAGUCUUCCAGUCUUUCCUGGAUGUCAACUGCCCUUUCGCAGUAGUCACUGGUUACCCAGAAAUCAGAUUGAUUGUACAGAUAUGGUGUUGUUUCUGCUGGGCAAGUAUGCCUGACGCGCCUCCUACAGCGCCUUGGGUCAGGUGCAGGGUCAUCAGCCGGGGACCACCGCUCAUUGGAGUUUCGCUCUCUUUAACCCCGGAACGCCUCCUGGUGGCGGAGCGGUGGCAGGGACGUCUCCCUGCCACCCCCUGCAGCUGACCCAUCUUAUUGCCUUGACCCCCAGUACUUAUCCCUCCUCCUCAGCCACAACCAGAAGCUUCCCUUUUCUGCUUCCUCAGCAAGGGCCUUAGUUUCCCUUUGGAGCUUUGCCCCAGUCGUUCCCACAUCUCGGAGCAGCUUUAUAGUUGAUGUACCGACGAAGCCCCGACAGCCUACUUCCACAGGGUAGAUGGUAGUGGACCAACCUGCCUCUCUGCACUCAGCAGCCAGAUCUGCAUACUUGGCUGCUUUGCGCUCGUAGGCUGCCUGGAUUCCCUCCUCCCAGGGGAUGGUGAGCUCAAUCAGUAUGGCAGCCUUGGUAACAGCAGACCACAGCACGAUGUCUGGGCGGAGUGAAGUGGUGGUGAUUUCACGGGGGAACUGGAGCUGUUUGCCGAUGUCAGCCCUCAUACUCCAGUCCCUUGCCAGAGAGAGGAAACUGCGGGGGCCUCGUCGGCUGGUGUCUCCUUUGCCUUCCCCUGGCCUCACAAACAUGACAGGAAGUUGCUUGGCUAUGGGCUGGCUGUUGGCCUCUUGUCUACUGCUCUCCAGGACUUCGGCCAGUUUCCUCAGGACUUGAUCAUGCCGCCAUCUGUAGCGACCCUGUGUCAGCGCGAUCUUGCAGCCUGAUAGCAAGUGCUGCAGGCUGGCGUUGGGAGCACCACACAGGGGACAGCUCUCCUCCUGGCCGAACCACUGGUGGAGGUUUCUGGGGCAUGGCAAGGUGUCAUAAGUUGCCCUGAGUAGGAAGCUGAGUCUGGCUUGUGGCAUCUUCCAUAGGUCGGCCCAGCUGAUGGGUCUGCUGAUGGUACCUUCCCAAGUGGUCCAUCUUCCUUGGCGACCUUGAGACACGGCCUUGAUAGUAUAUUGCUCCUGGUUUGCCCUUGAGACCUCCUCCACAACCAUGGCUCUGCGUUCCCUCUUUGUGGCCUUGGACCAGAGGCGUGGAGAAUCACCCCAGCCAAGCCCCGCUCUCCCCACUUGCACCCUGCCGACUAUCUCCUGGUGUUGGAGCCUGCCAAUGGCCUUGGCGACCUCUGGCCCUGCUUGCCACUUCCGGCCUGUUCGGGUAGGUACACAUGCAUUCCUCACUGUAGGAUCUGAAGAUUCUUCCAGCUCAAGAACCAGUCUGGCCUUCUCUUGCUUAUAGCCCAGGGUGAUGGACUGGAUCGGCAGAUGCAGCAAAGUUUCCCCAAAUAAGCCAGUGUCUGAGAAGCAACGCGGUAGGCCCAGCCACUUUCGGAUGUAGGAGUUGGCUAGUCUGUCCAACCCGUUGGCUGUUGAGGAUGGAAUCUCACAAAUCUUCAGUGGCCACAUAACCCUUUGGUACAGUGUGAAGUUGUAGCACCACAACUUGUACUUUCCGGGGAGCUGGCUCUUGUUAAUACUCGCUAGGCCUUCUGAGAGUUGUUUCCGUGCUGCCUUGCCUGCGUGCUUGUCCGACAGGUCCGCAUUGUACUGCCUCCCCAGGCUUUGGAUGGACUGGUUGACCAGUAGAGGGAUUUGCUCACCUCCUGCAACAAAGAUGGUUUUGUCGCUCCUGGUGCCUUUGCGCAAGGAGAGGCUUCGUGACUUGGAGGGUUUUAUCUUCAUCCGUGCCCAUGUCACUAGCUCAUCCAGCCUCUUCAGACAUCUUCUCGUGCAUGGGGCUGUUUGCAGCACCACAGUGACAUCGUCCAUGUAGCUUCGGAGUGGUGGAAGCCUCUGCCCUGUCUGCAGCCUCAUUCCUCCUACAGUCUGGCGGGCUCCGCGGAGGAUGAUUUCAAAAGCUGCGACAAAGAGGACUGGGGAGAUGGAACACCCCAUGGCGAUGCCUACUUCCAGACGCUGCCAACCUGUUGUAAAAUCCUGGAGGCUAAAACACAUCUGGAAGUCCCUGAAGUAGCUGCUUACCAGGUUGAUGAUGGAAACAGGGACGUGGAAGAACUCCAAUGCAAACUGGAUGAGUUUGUGCGGGACAGAACCAUAAGCGUUGGCCAGGUCAAGCCACACCACGUGGAGGUCGCUCUUCUCCUGCUUGGCCCUCUGGAUCUGUGCCCAAAUCAUUGAAGAAUGCUCCACGCAUCCUGGAAAACCUUGUACUCCUGCUUUCUGGCAGCUGGUGUCAAUAUAGCCAUUCUUUGUGAGGUAAGAGGUUAGUCUCUUGGCCAUGACUGCAAAGAAGAUCUUUCCCUCGACAUUCAACAGAGCAAUACUCCUGAAUUGACUGAUGUUAUGGGACUCCUGUUCCUUCGGAAUAAACACUGCCACAGCUCUCUGCCACUCCGACGGGAUGAGUAAAUUCUUCCAUGCUGUGCUCAUUAGCUUCCACAAGCAUUUCAGCACUUGGGGGCAGUUCUUGUAUAGCUUGUAGGGGAUUCCGUUAGGCCCAGGAGCUGAUGCUGACCUCGCUUUCUUGACGACUGCUCUUACCUCGCUCAGUCGAGGAGGGCAGCCGUCAAACUGCGUGGUUGGAGGAGGUGGAAGAGGGACGUAUCCUGGUGAACCUAACGGAUCAUUCCUCUUUGGGUCGCUGUAUUGGCCCCUGAUGUACUGCUCAAGCUCCUCCUUGGUGGCUUCCAGUUUCCCGCUUCUUUUCUCCUCCAGAAGCUGACGGGCGUGCUUGAAAGGAUUCCUCAUGAAGCUAGCUCUUUCUUUCUCCUUUCUUUUCCUGCGUCUGCGAAUACGUUCUGCUCUUCGCAUGCUGCCCAGCUUCUGUCUCACCUCAUCCCAUAACACCUUCAGGCCUUCUUUCUCCUCUGCCGAUGCUUUCCUCCAUCUCCUGCGGAGCUGGCGCCGAUCUUGCACCAGGGCGUCAAUCUCAGCCUCCCUCCUGCCCUUUCUUGGGGGUAGAUUGUGCUGCUUCUUGGUGAGGCUACCGAAUCUAGCUUUGCACUCCUCGUACAGGAUGUCCCCAAGAAGGUUGAGUUUCUUGUCCACUUUACCACGUAGCGAGUGCUCCAGCACUAGACUGAGGUCUGAGUCCAGUUCCUGCCAUGUCUUCACAUCACUUGCUCUAGGCCACUUGAUGGUGCACUUUCUUCCUGGUUCCCUCUUUUCUGUUUGCUGGGUGACUGGGGGGCUGGCAGGUCUAUUUUCAGCAUGCUCACAUGCCAGGGGGCUACUGCUCCGCUCAGGGGGUUCUUCCUCUACCAACCGCAUAUCAACAAUGUUUGGACCCUCGGCUCUGUGGUUCUCUCCCCGGCUGGGGGUCCUGCUUGUCUUAUCUGCCAGAGCAGUGCAAGGAUGUUGUAUGCCUUUUCUCUCGCUCUCCUUUCUGUUCCUCCCCUGAUGGAUCCGUAAGCCCCUGUAUGUGGUCACUUUCCCCCAUCCACACCUGCACAAUCGGAAGGUCCUUAUCUCGUUGUCGAUGUCCGUUCCAGUCGUUUCCGAAUAGUCAGUCCUGUUAGGCCCAUCUUCCACCCCGCCUCUCGGAGGGCCUUCGGGUUGUUUUUUCUUAUUCGUUUUCGUAGUUAUAGGUUGGGUGUCUCCUGGCUAGGAGACUAGUGGGUUGGGUAACUAGCCGCCCACUCCCAGUACAGACUUUCCUGCUGUCAUCCAGACUUUCCUGGAAGUCUUCCAGUCUUUCCUGGAUGUCAACUGCCCUUUCGCAGUAGUCACUGGUUACCCAGAAAUCAGAUUGAUUGUACAGAUAUGGUGUUGUUUCUGCUGGGCAAGUAUGCCUGACGCGCCUCCUACAGCGCCUUGGGUCAGGUGCAGGGUCAUCAGCCGGGGACCACCGCUCAUUGGAGUUUCGCUCUCUUUAACCCCGGAACGCCUCCUGGUGGCGGAGCGGUGGCAGGGACGUCUCCCUGCCACCCCCUGCAGCUGACCCAUCUUAUUGCCUUGACCCCCAGUACUUAUCCCUCCUCCUCAGCCACAACCAGAAGCUUCCCUUUUCUGCUUCCUCAGCAAGGGCCUUAGUUUCCCUUUGGAGCUUUGCCCCAGUCGUUCCCACAUCUCGGAGCAGCUUUAUAGUUGAUGUACCGACGAAGCCCCGACAGCCUACUUCCACAGGGUAGAUGGUAGUGGACCAACCUGCCUCUCUGCACUCAGCAGCCAGAUCUGCAUACUUGGCUGCUUUGCGCUCGUAGGCUGCCUGGAUUCCCUCCUCCCAGGGGAUGGUGAGCUCAAUCAGUAUGGCAGCCUUGGUAACAGCAGACCACAGCACGAUGUCUGGGCGGAGUGAAGUGGUGGUGAUUUCACGGGGGAACUGGAGCUGUUUGCCGAUGUCAGCCCUCAUACUCCAGUCCCUUGCCAGAGAGAGGAAACUGCGGGGGCCUCGUCGGCUGGUGUCUCCUUUGCCUUCCCCUGGCCUCACAAACAUGACAGGAAGUUGCUUGGCUAUGGGCUGGCUGUUGGCCUCUUGUCUACUGCUCUCCAGGACUUCGGCCAGUUUCCUCAGGACUUGAUCAUGCCGCCAUCUGUAGCGACCCUGUGUCAGCGCGAUCUUGCAGCCUGAUAGCAAGUGCUGCAGGCUGGCGUUGGGAGCACCACACAGGGGACAGCUCUCCUCCUGGCCGAACCACUGGUGGAGGUUUCUGGGGCAUGGCAAGGUGUCAUAAGUUGCCCUGAGUAGGAAGCUGAGUCUGGCUUGUGGCAUCUUCCAUAGGUCGGCCCAGCUGAUGGGUCUGCUGAUGGUACCUUCCCAAGUGGUCCAUCUUCCUUGGCGACCUUGAGACACGGCCUUGAUAGUAUAUUGCUCCUGGUUUGCCCUUGAGACCUCCUCCACAACCAUGGCUCUGCGUUCCCUCUUUGUGGCCUUGGACCAGAGGCGUGGAGAAUCACCCCAGCCAAGCCCCGCUCUCCCCACUUGCACCCUGCCGACUAUCUCCUGGUGUUGGAGCCUGCCAAUGGCCUUGGCGACCUCUGGCCCUGCUUGCCACUUCCGGCCUGUUCGGGUAGGUACACAUGCAUUCCUCACUGUAGGAUCUGAAGAUUCUUCCAGCUCAAGAACCAGUCUGGCCUUCUCUUGCUUAUAGCCCAGGGUGAUGGACUGGAUCGGCAGAUGCAGCAAAGUUUCCCCAAAUAAGCCAGUGUCUGAGAAGCAACGCGGUAGGCCCAGCCACUUUCGGAUGUAGGAGUUGGCUAGUCUGUCCAACCCGUUGGCUGUUGAGGAUGGAAUCUCACAAAUCUUCAGUGGCCACAUAACCCUUUGGUACAGUGUGAAGUUGUAGCACCACAACUUGUACUUUCCGGGGAGCUGGCUCUUGUUAAUACUCGCUAGGCCUUCUGAGAGUUGUUUCCGUGCUGCCUUGCCUGCGUGCUUGUCCGACAGGUCCGCAUUGUACUGCCUCCCCAGGCUUUGGAUGGACUGGUUGACCAGUAGAGGGAUUUGCUCACCUCCUGCAACAAAGAUGGUUUUGUCGCUCCUGGUGCCUUUGCGCAAGGAGAGGCUUCGUGACUUGGAGGGUUUUAUCUUCAUCCGUGCCCAUGUCACUAGCUCAUCCAGCCUCUUCAGACAUCUUCUCGUGCAUGGGGCUGUUUGCAGCACCACAGUGACAUCGUCCAUGUAGCUUCGGAGUGGUGGAAGCCUCUGCCCUGUCUGCAGCCUCAUUCCUCCUACAGUCUGGCGGGCUCCGCGGAGGAUGAUUUCAAAAGCUGCGACAAAGAGGACUGGGGAGAUGGAACACCCCAUGGCGAUGCCUACUUCCAGACGCUGCCAACCUGUUGUAAAAUCCUGGAGGCUAAAACACAUCUGGAAGUCCCUGAAGUAGCUGCUUACCAGGUUGAUGAUGGAAACAGGGACGUGGAAGAACUCCAAUGCAAACUGGAUGAGUUUGUGCGGGACAGAACCAUAAGCGUUGGCCAGGUCAAGCCACACCACGUGGAGGUCGCUCUUCUCCUGCUUGGCCCUCUGGAUCUGUGCCCAAAUCAUUGAAGAAUGCUCCACGCAUCCUGGAAAACCUUGUACUCCUGCUUUCUGGCAGCUGGUGUCAAUAUAGCCAUUCUUUGUGAGGUAAGAGGUUAGUCUCUUGGCCAUGACUGCAAAGAAGAUCUUUCCCUCGACAUUCAACAGAGCAAUACUCCUGAAUUGACUGAUGUUAUGGGACUCCUGUUCCUUCGGAAUAAACACUGCCACAGCUCUCUGCCACUCCGACGGGAUGAGUAAAUUCUUCCAUGCUGUGCUCAUUAGCUUCCACAAGCAUUUCAGCACUUGGGGGCAGUUCUUGUAUAGCUUGUAGGGGAUUCCGUUAGGCCCAGGAGCUGAUGCUGACCUCGCUUUCUUGACGACUGCUCUUACCUCGCUCAGUCGAGGAGGGCAGCCGUCAAACUGCGUGGUUGGAGGAGGUGGAAGAGGGACGUAUCCUGGUGAACCUAACGGAUCAUUCCUCUUUGGGUCGCUGUAUUGGCCCCUGAUGUACUGCUCAAGCUCCUCCUUGGUGGCUUCCAGUUUCCCGCUUCUUUUCUCCUCCAGAAGCUGACGGGCGUGCUUGAAAGGAUUCCUCAUGAAGCUAGCUCUUUCUUUCUCCUUUCUUUUCCUGCGUCUGCGAAUACGUUCUGCUCUUCGCAUGCUGCCCAGCUUCUGUCUCACCUCAUCCCAUAACACCUUCAGGCCUUCUUUCUCCUCUGCCGAUGCUUUCCUCCAUCUCCUGCGGAGCUGGCGCCGAUCUUGCACCAGGGCGUCAAUCUCAGCCUCCCUCCUGCCCUUUCUUGGGGGUAGAUUGUGCUGCUUCUUGGUGAGGCUACCGAAUCUAGCUUUGCACUCCUCGUACAGGAUGUCCCCAAGAAGGUUGAGUUUCUUGUCCACUUUACCACGUAGCGAGUGCUCCAGCACUAGACUGAGGUCUGAGUCCAGUUCCUGCCAUGUCUUCACAUCACUUGCUCUAGGCCACUUGAUGGUGCACUUUCUUCCUGGUUCCCUCUUUUCUGUUUGCUGGGUGACUGGGGGGCUGGCAGGUCUAUUUUCAGCAUGCUCACAUGCCAGGGGGCUACUGCUCCGCUCAGGGGGUUCUUCCUCUACCAACCGCAUAUCAACAAUGUUUGGACCCUCGGCUCUGUGGUUCUCUCCCCGGCUGGGGGUCCUGCUUGUCUUAUCUGCCAGAGCAGUGCAAGGAUGUUGUAUGCCUUUUCUCUCGCUCUCCUUUCUGUUCCUCCCCUGAUGGAUCCGUAAGCCCCUGUAUGUGGUCACUUUCCCCCAUCCACACCUGCACAAUCGGAAGGUCCUUAUCUCGUUGUCGAUGUCCGUUCCAGUCGUUUCCGAAUAGUCAGUCCUGUUAGGCCCAUCUUCCACCCCGCCUCUCGGAGGGCCUUCGGGUUGUUUUUUCUUAUUCGUUUUCGUAGUUAUAGGUUGGGUGUCUCCUGGCUAGGAGACUAGUGGGUUGGGUAACUAGCCGCCCACUCCCAGUACAGACUUUCCUGCUGUCAUCCAGACUUUCCUGGAAGUCUUCCAGUCUUUCCUGGAUGUCAACUGCCCUUUCGCAGUAGUCACUGGUUACCCAGAAAUCAGAUUGAUUGUACAGAUAUGGUGUUGUUUCUGCUGGGCAAGUAUGCCUGACGCGCCUCCUACAGCGCCUUGGGUCAGGUGCAGGGUCAUCAGCCGGGGACCACCGCUCAUUGGAGUUUCGCUCUCUUUAACCCCGGAACGCCUCCUGGUGGCGGAGCGGUGGCAGGGACGUCUCCCUGCCACCCCCUGCAGCUGACCCAUCUUAUUGCCUUGACCCCCAGUACUUAUCCCUCCUCCUCAGCCACAACCAGAAGCUUCCCUUUUCUGCUUCCUCAGCAAGGGCCUUAGUUUCCCUUUGGAGCUUUGCCCCAGUCGUUCCCACAUCUCGGAGCAGCUUUAUAGUUGAUGUACCGACGAAGCCCCGACAGCCUACUUCCACAGGGUAGAUGGUAGUGGACCAACCUGCCUCUCUGCACUCAGCAGCCAGAUCUGCAUACUUGGCUGCUUUGCGCUCGUAGGCUGCCUGGAUUCCCUCCUCCCAGGGGAUGGUGAGCUCAAUCAGUAUGGCAGCCUUGGUAACAGCAGACCACAGCACGAUGUCUGGGCGGAGUGAAGUGGUGGUGAUUUCACGGGGGAACUGGAGCUGUUUGCCGAUGUCAGCCCUCAUACUCCAGUCCCUUGCCAGAGAGAGGAAACUGCGGGGGCCUCGUCGGCUGGUGUCUCCUUUGCCUUCCCCUGGCCUCACAAACAUGACAGGAAGUUGCUUGGCUAUGGGCUGGCUGUUGGCCUCUUGUCUACUGCUCUCCAGGACUUCGGCCAGUUUCCUCAGGACUUGAUCAUGCCGCCAUCUGUAGCGACCCUGUGUCAGCGCGAUCUUGCAGCCUGAUAGCAAGUGCUGCAGGCUGGCGUUGGGAGCACCACACAGGGGACAGCUCUCCUCCUGGCCGAACCACUGGUGGAGGUUUCUGGGGCAUGGCAAGGUGUCAUAAGUUGCCCUGAGUAGGAAGCUGAGUCUGGCUUGUGGCAUCUUCCAUAGGUCGGCCCAGCUGAUGGGUCUGCUGAUGGUACCUUCCCAAGUGGUCCAUCUUCCUUGGCGACCUUGAGACACGGCCUUGAUAGUAUAUUGCUCCUGGUUUGCCCUUGAGACCUCCUCCACAACCAUGGCUCUGCGUUCCCUCUUUGUGGCCUUGGACCAGAGGCGUGGAGAAUCACCCCAGCCAAGCCCCGCUCUCCCCACUUGCACCCUGCCGACUAUCUCCUGGUGUUGGAGCCUGCCAAUGGCCUUGGCGACCUCUGGCCCUGCUUGCCACUUCCGGCCUGUUCGGGUAGGUACACAUGCAUUCCUCACUGUAGGAUCUGAAGAUUCUUCCAGCUCAAGAACCAGUCUGGCCUUCUCUUGCUUAUAGCCCAGGGUGAUGGACUGGAUCGGCAGAUGCAGCAAAGUUUCCCCAAAUAAGCCAGUGUCUGAGAAGCAACGCGGUAGGCCCAGCCACUUUCGGAUGUAGGAGUUGGCUAGUCUGUCCAACCCGUUGGCUGUUGAGGAUGGAAUCUCACAAAUCUUCAGUGGCCACAUAACCCUUUGGUACAGUGUGAAGUUGUAGCACCACAACUUGUACUUUCCGGGGAGCUGGCUCUUGUUAAUACUCGCUAGGCCUUCUGAGAGUUGUUUCCGUGCUGCCUUGCCUGCGUGCUUGUCCGACAGGUCCGCAUUGUACUGCCUCCCCAGGCUUUGGAUGGACUGGUUGACCAGUAGAGGGAUUUGCUCACCUCCUGCAACAAAGAUGGUUUUGUCGCUCCUGGUGCCUUUGCGCAAGGAGAGGCUUCGUGACUUGGAGGGUUUUAUCUUCAUCCGUGCCCAUGUCACUAGCUCAUCCAGCCUCUUCAGACAUCUUCUCGUGCAUGGGGCUGUUUGCAGCACCACAGUGACAUCGUCCAUGUAGCUUCGGAGUGGUGGAAGCCUCUGCCCUGUCUGCAGCCUCAUUCCUCCUACAGUCUGGCGGGCUCCGCGGAGGAUGAUUUCAAAAGCUGCGACAAAGAGGACUGGGGAGAUGGAACACCCCAUGGCGAUGCCUACUUCCAGACGCUGCCAACCUGUUGUAAAAUCCUGGAGGCUAAAACACAUCUGGAAGUCCCUGAAGUAGCUGCUUACCAGGUUGAUGAUGGAAACAGGGACGUGGAAGAACUCCAAUGCAAACUGGAUGAGUUUGUGCGGGACAGAACCAUAAGCGUUGGCAAGGUCAAGCCACACCACGUGGAGGUCGCUCUUCUCCUGCUUGGCCCUCUGGAUCUGUGCCCAAAUCAUUGAAGAAUGCUCCACGCAUCCUGGAAAACCUGGUACUCCUGCUUUCUGGCAGCUGGUGUCAAUAUAGCCAUUCUUUGUGAGGUUCAUCAGAGCGUGCACACUGGGGUGCGGACAUUCCUGUGUCCGUACUGCCCCCUGACCUUCAAGUGGAGCUCCCACUACCAGUACCACCUGCGCCAGCACACGGGGGAGUGCCCGUACCCGUGCGACACCUGCCCCAAGGCCUUCAAAAACUCCAGCAGUCUCCGGCGCCACAAGAACGUCCACCUGGGCCUGAAGCCGUACACCUGCUCCGAGUGCAACAAGUCCUUCACGCAGUCCACCAACCUGCGGCAGCACAUGAGGAUCCACACGGGCGAGCGGCCGUACGUCUGCGACGAGUGCGGCCGCAGCUUCACGCAUUCCUCCAACCUGGCGCUGCACAAGAACUCCCACUCCCUCAACGCCGCGGGGAAGGAGAGAAAGGCCGGCGAGGUCGCGUUGAAGCCGAGCGAAAUAGUGGAGGUGGUGGUGGGCUCGGAGGAGGAGGCGACGUCCAUGUUGACCGCCAUGGUGGGAUACGUCAGCCAGGAGGGGGCUGACGGAGUCGGGGUGGGCAUGGAAGAAGUCUUCCUAUCCACCACCUCGCCCACCCACAACACCAGCCUGCUCGCCCUCGCCCCAUCAGCGGCGAGCGAGCGCGCGUCCCGGGCGAUCGGCACGGAGGUGCGCCUGAGCAUGGACACCGGCGCCAGCCUGCUGCUGUACAGCUGCGGCAGCUGCAGCCACACCUUCCCCACGCAGACCCACCUGGAGGAGCACCAGUCCGUCCACAUGGCCCCCGAGGAGCACGGCCCCGUCGGGGACACGGCGGGCGGGCCGGAGGUCGGGGACGGCCUGGUGGGGGCCGGCCACCUGCUGGCCGACUUUGAGGAGGUGGUGGAGACGACCACGGCGGCGGAAAGCGGACACACGCCGGAAGUGCUCCUCGGACUCGCGGACGCAAACAACUCAAGUGUGCGUACCAGCCAGGCCCAGUUUGAGCUCCUGCAGAGCUUCGGCAAGGCGCCCGAGAGCUGUGAGGGCGUGCAGCCAGAAGCUGCCAGCACGUGGGCGGGGCUGCUGUGUGGACACUGCAACAAGUCCUUCAAGACCAGCGGAGGUCUCAAUAGACACGUGUCUCUGAUGCACUCCCUCUCGUCUCAGUCCCGCUCCCAGUUCAGCUGCUCGGCCUGCGACCGCUCCUUCCCGCUGCUGUCCUCGCUGCUCACGCACCAGCACUCCCACACCCCCGAGCAGCGUCUCCUGGCCGAGGCGGAGGCCGAGAUCGUGUGCCCCGCUUCCCUCUCCUUGUCUCUGCCGCUCCCCUCCUCGCCCACCCAGGCCGACAAGCAGGAGGGAGGGACGGACGCUCUGGCCGGCGUCGCAGCUGCAGGCAAGGAGCACCAGGCGCCGCUCAAAACGGCGAAAGGCUCCAAAAAGGUCAACGUCAGCAAGACGGCUAACGCCGGAGAGAGGCCGUACCGCUGUUCGGAGUGCGGAAAAGCCUUCAAAGGAUCGUCGGGGCUGAAAUACCACAUGAGGGACCACACGGGGGAGAGACCAUACCGCUGCACCGAGUGUGGCAAGAGCUUCAAAAGGUCCUCGCUGCUCUCCAUACACCAGAGGGUGCACACAGGUGUGCGGGCCUUCCAGUGCGCUCACUGCUCGCUCACCUUCAAGUGGAGCUCCCACUACCAGUACCACCUGCGCCAGCACACGGGCGAGAGGCCCUACGUGUGCAAGGAGUGUGGCAAGUCCUUCAAGAACACCAGCUGCCUGCGCAGACACAGUCAGAUGCACUCGGGACUGCGGCCUCACGUCUGCACCAUCUGCUCCAAGUCCUUCUCCCAGACCUCCAACCUCAAGCAGCACGAGCGCACACACUCUGGCGAGCGGCCCUUCCAGUGCUCGCACUGCAGCAAGAGCUUCACGCACUCGUCCAACCUGCAGCUGCACCUGCGCACGCACUCGCCGCAGAAGGACUUCAAGUGUCCGCACUGCGACAAGGCCUUCGUCAUGCACUCCUACCUGCAGCGGCACAUCCGGACGCACGCCGCCCCGCCCCGCCGCGACGGCGUGGCGGUCAGCGCCAGCGUGGGCGGCGUCACGACCGCCACCACGCUCCUCAACCCCAUCACCCUGGAGAGCACGGGGUGCAGCGGGAGUCUGAUCGUGUCCCAGCCGGCGCUCAACAUCCCUCCGAACACCUCCCAGAACUACUUCAUGAUCCAGACCUCCAGCGGUCUGCAGCUCAUCCCGCUGUCGGCGGCGCCACCGCCGCCGCCCCCGCCGCCUCCGACUCCGCCGCAGAACUUCCUGCUGCUGCAGUGUCCGUCCGCCGGCGGCUCUCAGUCCAGUCUGAUCCUGAUCCCGACUUCCGGGAACGCUCCGCCGGAGCCGGCGGCCGUGCCGGUGCUGCAGGCGCUCAACAACCAGCACUACGUGAUCGCCAGCGAUAACAAGAGUCCCGUUGCCGUGCCGACGCACAGCAUCCCAGCCAACUCGCUACUCCGCCGGCCCAUAUUGGGGAAGCGCAAGCACAUAGCGAGAGGCCGGCGCGGGCGCAAGCCGAAGUCGUCGCUUCAGAAAAGCGCGGUGGAGAGUGCGCCUCCGGCGGCUCCGCUCCCGCGCCGCCCCGAGAACACGGCGCAGGCGGUGCCGGCGAGGACCGAGAAGCAGUUCGUGUUGUGCUUUGAAAAGGAAGGACGCGCAAAAGAGGGGGCGGACGUCGGCGAGGGAGGCCAGUCGUACGUGCUGCGCUUCCAGGAAGACCACGCCUCCUCCUCGGAGGCGGCGGCGGCGGCGGACGGGAAGCUGGUGCUGCAGUUCCAGACGGACGCCCAGGAAUGUGCGGCGGACAAGGCCUCGGGAGGCAAAGAAGGCGUGAUGUCGCUCCUGCAAGAGUGGGGCGGAGACAAGCCGGCCGAGGACCACGCGGGCGAGGCGGAGGGCGGCCAAGGCGGCGGGUCCUUCGUCUUGCAUUUCCACGCCGAGGACCAGGAGAGCGACCGCUCGCCGGGGGGCUUCCGCCCGGACGGCGGCGCCGAGAGCCAGGGCGUGAUGUUCCAGGUGGGCGACGAGAGCAAGGACGCCGAGGAGGGCCUGCGGAUGAUCGCCCUGAUAGAGCGCGAGGGCGACGCCGAGGACGAGGACGCGGCGGGCGGCGACGCCGGCGCCAGGAGCAUCUUCCAGCUGGAAGGCGGGGAGGAAAUAGUCAUCAUCGAAGUGAGCACCAGCAGCUUGAUGGAGAGAGCCGUCGACUCCUCGCAGAGCGAGCUCCCAAACCAAGUUAAGGAGAAGUCGGCGAAGGAAAAGGACGACUCGGAGGAGCGCACAGGAAGUGAAGCUUUACCUCAAACAUGCACUUCUCUGACCAACUGAAAUAUCCUCACUAUUGUGGGCUGCGAGUGUUAGCACUUUACUUUCACUUUCACAUUCUGAUGCACGCAUGCAGUCGGAAGUCAACUCUUGGAACGCCUCGGUGCCACAUUUUAGAAUGUUAUACAUUCAAGGAGGCGGGGCUUGAACCUUUUCAAUAGGCGCUGAUAUUAGCUGACAUGACAUGAAUAAAUAUGCUUUUGUCAAUA